This is a messenger RNA of Spirometra erinaceieuropaei, 12597 nucleotides long. Lineage: Eukaryota; Metazoa; Platyhelminthes; Cestoda; Diphyllobothriidea; Diphyllobothriidae. The record is from the annotation of a GenBank genome assembly.
AUGAUGACUGGCUGGUUCCAAAACAACAUCACGUUCCUCUGUAUUACUCGUCCCCUGAAAGUGGCCAAGUUGCUCUCUCCCGCUGCAAGUCUCCUCUUCAACUCCUUACCAAUUCGCGGCGUUUCAGACGUUCCGCUGGAGAAUAGUCCGGUUGAAAAAAACUUCCUUGUGAAAGUUUCGGAGGCUGCUUUUCCUGGACAGAAGUAAGCUAGCUUCCUCUUUACUGUUCAAAACAAUUUUCAGAGGUCGUGGCCGCACAGUUUCUGAUUGUUCGCUCGCCUUCUUUCCGAUCCUGAAGGCUGCGCGAAUGGUUAUCUUUUCAUUCGAAUUAAGCAUUUCGUUCAGUAGGUGUUGAAGCAUAUUAAGGUCAGCGGAGAUCCUCUCCUUCGGGGUAGGAGCAUCCGACUCCGAUAGACCCUGGACGACUACGCAGUGCUGACGAUCAAUGGGGUUUAUUUUUUCUGUUUCCGGUGGCCUUGUCAGCUGAAGGUCUCAGAAGAUCCACCGGAGUCGUCUGGGGUUUUAUACUCCAGUUGUGGCGCUUACCCUUUCCAUCUUGCCAUGAGCUUGUUUCCUCACUUCCAACUGAGGGUCCUAUUGAACACGCGGAAUGGCUGAGAGAAGUUGAUGGCUCGCUUGGGUUGUCUCCCAUAGAAACAAGAGACUCCGUUGUUAUUUUCCCAUCGUCCUGGGUAUCGGCGCUCUUGCACAGAGGUUUUCCACAUGCUUUGUUCUUUGGCUGUUUUAGAGUUUUGCUCUUUCCCUUUUUCUUGCUAACUUUAGCGAUAUUCACCGCGUUUUGCACACUAUCGUUCGCUUGCACGAGUUCCCUUAAAGCAGUCAACUCUUUUUCGAGUUUUUGGACUUUCAGCAGAAUGAAUGAGCAUCCAGUGCAUGGCUCGUCCUCGUAACUAACAGAUUUUGCUGUGAUAACGCUUUUAGCACGCUUUGCGGGCCCCUGGUUGCAACUAUAGUGAUGUACAAAAAGAUACUACUACAUAAUGCUAAGCCAAACUUCAAUAAUGGACUAGGUAACAAGUGUACAAAGCGAAACAGAAAGAUAGAUACGAUAUAUAGGAAAUUAUUUAAUGAAAAUUAGGACUUAACGAAUGCGCGGAGAGGUUGCGUUCGUCCGAAGUUCGCGGCGCGGAAUUCUUAAAAAGGGGCUAUAGCGGCCCCUUUUUAAGAAUAGACCACCUAGAGUGGCUUCUAAUGUAUGAAAUCUGUGCUAUGACAACAAAUUGACAGAGUAAAAAAGUGGAAAACAAAGAAUACAAGAAAAGUGAGAGGAAUUGUACAAAUGAUCCAUUAGAAGUAGGAGGUGGCCACGCCAUGUCAGUUAGACCCCCAAGGGAAUUGCAGCGCUGUUGGCAACUGUAGGUAAGGGCCGGGGAGUGUGCUGACGAUAAGGGAAAGGAAGGAAAAACGGACCUGAGAACGGGGAAAGCGACACCAGCGGUAGGAGGAAAAGGAACAUAAACCAUCUUAACUGGUAGGCAAUCACAUCAGACUCAUCCAGGUCUGCGCCAACAUGACCUCAGCUCGUUCAAACAACCCUGUCGAACUUGUGGUGCGCUACAGGGUGUAACGCCUUACGAUCUGUGCAGGGUUGCUUGAAUGAGCAGACACCCUUGGCGCGUGGACCUGAGAUGGUAAUUGCGCAACUGUGUGUAGGUGAGGAUGGUUGGUGUCCUUUCCUCUCGCUUCCGUCGAUCCCCUUUCCGCAACUUGGCGCAACGCUCUCAUCAAUUUCUCUCUCUACGUCGGCAUCUCUUUCGAUCCCCCCCUGCAGAUGACAACUGCACUGCGUUCUUACGGUUGUCCAGCUGACACAUCAAUGUCGCCCUCCCAUUCAGACAGGUUACUCCCUUGUCGUAACUCAUCCCGUUUGUACAACUAAAAACUACUAUAUGUAUUCCCAGUUUCGAUCUCUUCCCAUUAUACUUUAUUGCCUACCUAACGUCUCUUCUCCCCUUGCGUAUGGAUGAGUAUUACGACAUGUUAACGUCCCUGUUCAGGUCGGUCUUAGCCAGGAUCACUUCCCAGUGCUUCGCUACCUCGCUGCAAGAUAUUCUUGACGUCCUCGGCCGCCACAAGUGGUCGAGGGGAAAACGCUGCUUAAAACGACCGUCCGGUACAAGUUGACUAUAGUUUCAGCAAAAUUGAAAAAGCGUUCAGACAGAGAUUUUCUGUCUGUCAGCCAGGUUAGUGCGGGACUUUUCCCAGUAGCUUCCCUCUUUGCAACAGCAUUGCGGGCCAUACCACUAAAGCUAAGAUAGAUAAAGCCAAAAAUGGCUGUGAUCAGGUUAAACAGUACAUAAAGGCUUUAAAUAAUGCCGCUAGGGAUCAAUGUGUGCAGGCUCAUUGUGGUCUGCAACUUCAUCAUCUUGAAAACAAACCAAUAUUUGUAUGAUUUUUCACUAACAUCAUUCAGAGAAACCUUUCCAUCCUGAUUUCAAUCUUCCAUUGCUUUCUACCAAAGCCGUAUCCUUAUUAGGUGUGGUGGUUUUUCUUGGCGGGCAUGUCUACAGUUGAUCUUAUAAGUUUUCCUGCACCAAUAGGGUGCGCACUUUCGGUUCUGAUUCCGUUUCUUAGAUCAGAAUUCUGCUCCAGAUAACCCUUGUCUCGGUUUGCCGGCUUUUCUUCAGAGAUUUCCUUCUGCUCCCUCAAUAGCAAAAUUCAAUGGAGGUUGAUGAGACUAUUUUACCAACGACCGAUGAAAUCAGCCAAGGCACUGUGUCCGUACUUUUGCAUCCAAUUGUUGUCCUGAGCAUAUCUGAGCACUGGAUGCGAGAAAAGCUAGCGAGGGAUUCAUCGUCACCACAGGUUUUCGGUGCCCUUUUGGGCAAGCAAAAUGGCCGCACUGUCGAAGUAAGUCACCUUUUAAACUACUAUGACAGGUUAUAUCGUCCUUUGAGCUGGUUGUCAGCGACGAAAGAACGGUUGAUAUUGAAUUUUUCAACAACCGUGAAUCACAGUCGAAGCAAAUAUUUUCGGACCUCGACCUGGUCGGUUGGUAUACCACUGGUAGAUCAAUAAAUGAGGAAGAUAAACUCUUCCACUACCAAGUAAGUCAACUACUUCUUGAUAACCAAUCGGUUUCCAGAUGCAAGAAAUCACUGAGGCACUUCUCAUUGUGAAGUUAGAUCCGCUUGAUAAACUUGGCGAACAAUUACCGGUGCGCGUAUAUGAGUCAGUUGUCGACAACGAUGCUCGAUUCCUUUUUAAGCGAGUAAGUGUUUGGUCCGCCAUCGCCUUGCUCCCACUUUUCCUAUCAUUACCCUCUUAGUUGUUUCUCGCCAAUCUCGUCUUCCUCUUUGUAUACGUAAAUCGGACAGCUUGCAUAUGGCAGCUGACACUUCUGAAGGAUAUCGAGAAAAGCGCACGAACGACCGUUUGUUUUCGUGGAUGGGACGGUUCUGGGAAAGUGCUUCAAAUAUGUGUCUGGACUGACUAUUGAGUUCUGUGCGUAUUGAUGACCCAGGUGGAGCAGUUUAUGCUCAAGUCAGUCGCACGUUAACGUCUACUUUCGACUUGUUACUGCCCUAAAGGUCACCCUCUCCGGUCUAGUAUUGCCAGGCCAUGGAUAACAUGUGCCUAUAUGGCCAAAGAAAGGUAGAUUUACAGCAUCUUCCUACUUAGUAUUGUUGAUGCACUGUUGCUAAUACAAGUAGACAGAAGCACGUUUAGGCGUGCUUCUAUGUGCGUAAAUGACUUUUCUAACUUUUCUCAUAUGAGGAAGAUGAUUGGUAAAAUGCUUGCUGCAGUCAUACUGAAAACUACAUCGUUGGUAUCACUUACCGAAACACCAGUCGUGCCGAUUGCCGAAGAAAAUGCCGCAUGCACUUUUGACAACGCAAAGGGUUCAACUAUUAACAAAUAUUUCCAGAUCUAUAUUUGACAGUCCUCGUAUACCCUUUCACUUGCGAGCUGAAAAUAUUUCUAAUCCUCAUACGUGCGUCUUUAUUGACUAUCACUGAUGCUGGUUUUGUCAGGUCCCGAGUCUGCAAUCUUGCUGACCAGUGCUUUUUGCAUUCCACGAUCGUUGUUCGGUCGCCCUUCAAUCCUGGACAUAGAAGAUCAUUGGGCUCAGCCACUGUUCCGGACCGAACUUAACAUCCUCAGCCCAUUUUUCGACUAGCUGCCUCGACGGUCGGUUCAAAGUGACGUUGCAGAUGACUGAACCAUUUGGGACCUUUCAAGUACUUAACCAUGGGUGUCCCCCAUCACUAUUGUGUCUUCGUGUUUGAAAAAUGGUUGGUCAGUCGAAGCUUCGGAAUUGUUAUGGAGGUGGAAAACGUAUCGGAGUCACAGCCUAAGACGAAAGGAAGCCGCUAAUAUCACUGUAAGGAAGAUGGAAGAAGUCAUCUCAAGAUAUGGCGUACUCGCACACAGUCUACGUCAUUGCUAUUCCGAGACUUGUGCCAGGAAUGACGAAUCUGGCCUGUGACGUUACCACCUUAUCAUCCCCAAUCUAACGACCAGACAGGACGUCUUGUUGAUAUUUUCAAGCGAGCAAUGAGGAAGAUGUGGAACACGGCCAUUAAAAUGAAAUAACUCCGCACGUUCAUUCUUGCCUUCAGAACAAUUCCCAAAGUGGUUUUGGUGGCCAAAGAGCAGCCGAGCGUUUUUUGAGCCAAUAUCCUGAUGUACGACUGUGAUGCCUAAGACCAGACGUCCGAGUUUCCCAACUGCCAAAACGCUACUUUCAAGAAGAGGCGUUUGCCCUUAAUUACAUAUCAGCGACUUCCUUUUACCCUGGGCCGUGACACCACUCGUCCCCAUUACAACUAUUCUUAAAAGACAGUUGUUACAACACACUUGUGACCACAGCCUAUGCACAGCAAGUCAGCAGCGUGCUUGUGCCAACUUUCAUGUCUAUGAGGCAGAACAGUCUGAACUGUAGUGGCAUGCAUUUAACUUGUUGUCUUUGAAUGACACGGCGGGACCACAACUACGUUCAGAAGCGGAGAAUAUGCUGCCCGUAGGUUCUUUGCGGCAAUCUUUUUCACCCUGGCAUUCUGCCGGUAUCUUGGAAGAACCGAGGUAGUUUACGUAACCGGCCUUCCAGAGCCUGUUGUCACACAUGGGCAGAGACGAAGCUGUCACAACUCACAGUUUCAGGUCGAGAUUACUUUGGACAAUGACUGUGUUCAAGGACGAGAUGUGCCUCGUCGGAGGAAUUUCAAGUCAAGUCGAUGUCUUCCGCCUAGUCAUUACUCCGAAAAAAGAGUUUUCACAUCGCAUUAACGUAGAUAGUUAAGAGGACUGAGCGAUCAUGACCUCGUAAUUCUCCACCAUGGACGGCGAGGUGCUCCCGUUUCUUCCAUUUUCAAGGAAAGGGAGCAGACUGCCAUUGCUCCAGUCCUCUAGGACAGUGUGAGUUUAUCACCCUUGCUGAAGUACCUCUAGCCACAUCAAAGUGGUAUCAGGAUGGCUCACCGAUUUGAGAAGAAUGCGGAUAGUUCCCUAUCGGAAUGCAGCAGCCGACUUUUAUUGUUUUGCGGCUUGUAGCAUCUAGUGGGGGACGACUUACUUCUGCUACAUCAGGUUUCUGAAAUGUAGUGACCUUCACCAAAAACACCUUGAAAUGCUAGCGAAGCCUUUCUCCCACGAGUUUGUGUGUACUUCUUGGCUUUGCACUAGGCAACACUCGAGAACCAAGUCUUCUCACCAUCAACCUGCUAAAAUGCGGUUAUUUUGGGCGUCGAUCUUCCCUCUUAAACAUCCCAGCAUGUGUCUUCGGAGUUGGAGCCUGCUGUUGACCCUAAACAGCCUGUUGUUUUCAUCGAACCCAAGAGCCAGUCGUCGUUGGCAUACAGAUUGCCGGUGGCAGACUUUCUGCAGACAUCGUGAGUCGUCAGACCAGUGUUGCCGGUUCGCGCUUUCCAGCUCCUUGUGGCGUUGUUGACAGCGUCGGAGAGGAUAGAACUGCGCGGUGGGUGUGUGGGACACAACCAGCAACCACACCUUUGUUGCCAACUGCGCCCUUUAGCCGUAUUACGAUAAUAAGCAGAGCAGCAGAUUCCCCUAUCAGCAAAUCUGACACAGAGCCUGUCGCAUACACUUCUGCCUUUUCGAUCCAGAUUAGAUGAGCGAGCUGUGAAUGGGUGUCCGGCAAGGAGCACCGUUUCUGGUUUUCUACUGCAUUUUUUACCUUUCGCUCAAUACCAGUUUUACCAAGAUACGUCUUGAGAAAUCACGGAGCUUCUAGCUUGUCCCAGUCAAUUGUUACGGUUGACAGUCCCUGCAUUCACCACCUGAUUUAUCUGUUACUCUUUUUUUCCCUUUCGAGGUCCCCUAUACGCUUGCCCAAGGGGAGGCGGAACGAAUUGGUGUGGAUCACAUUGCCAGGGUUUCCGGAUGCACAAGCAGCAAGGAGACCUCCCUGGUAUGUCUUAUUUUGUCCGUAUAAAUGGUCAUACAUUGUAUACCGUCCAGCAGGCCUACCAGACCCACAGGGGCUCUCAAUUAUGUAUUUACGACUUUUGUUAAGGACCAAUGUUUCGUAUAUCAAUCCCUUAUUUUACAGCAUGUUUUGCGAGUGGUUCUUUUGAGAGGAGAUUUCGUUCUUCACGGGUAACCUGAUAAUGCAAGCUCGGUAAAUUAAACUACAUCGUCUAUUACUUUUAGGUGGUUUAUCAAAUAUUGAUAAUGGUCAACGUUACUGGCUUUUUGAAAUAUCACAAUCUCGAGGGGUACCAUUGGGAUUUGCAAUUGGCUUACGAUUGGUGGACGAACACCUCAUGGUAAAAGUCGAUGAACACACAUAGAAGCUGACCUAAGAAUCACGACAGUGUGUCACGAAUCGACUUCUCUACUCUUCCAGAGCCAAUCAGGACGUUAUUUUGGGUCUGACACAGUUAGUGCGAGCAUGCAUUCUCUUAAAUGGGUACCAGUCAUUGGAGUUGGGAAGCUACGACCACAAACUACUCUGAAAAGCAUCUGGGACGCGGCAUACGCGUGGGAAGUCCUUUGAUGGUCUGGAUUAUACGCAAAUCCUUUGGUCGAGAGAGAGAGAGAGUUGCGCUACGUUUUCCCGUUCACUCUACUAUCAUCUCUGCCUUUCCGAAGGCAACCCCCGAACGAUGCACUGGAGUUUGGUCCUGUCCAACGGAUUUCGACUGCACGAUGAUAGAGCUCCCGCGGUCCCAGUCUGUUUUUCUUUAGCCGAAUGUCAGUUGUCCACCUUAAUCCCCGCUUCCCUGGGUCACACCCCUUAGGCAGAUGUUCUGAAGACUUGCACGGAGGUAAUUACAUCUCACAAGUGUGUGCCUUCCAUGCAGUUUGCCAGCAAGGGAAUGCGUUUCGCAAGAGAUGUGACAUGAGUGGUUUUGUCUUUCUCAGCAGGAACGGUUCUUCAAACUGAACCCCGGAUGCGUGAUAGGGUGGCUAUUUAACUCAAGCAUUUUAAGUCUAAAUAUUGAUAAGAAUUGUUGCAGCGAGUUGCGUAAUGUAGCCAGCUCGAUAAGAAAUAAUGCAGUCACGGAAGACGCGCAAUCCCCGUAGGGUAUGCGUAGCGACGAGCAGUUCAUACAAAAAAUGUUGCCGAUAAAGGCGGGCUGGACUGGGGUGACCAUUUGUGGCUUAUCUGCCAUCGUCAGCCAGCCAUACCCCACCUGUUGGCCAGGAUGACCUGAGAUUUGAACCCAGGUUAGUAAGUCAUCGAGACCUUGAGCUAAACCUUGCCGAUCUGAUUAGAGGCCUGCAAAAGUAUUGUAAAAUUCCACCGAAAUGGUGUACAACGGCCUGUUUUCAUUACUGGUAGAAAUAUGUGCGAUUUUGUUUUUCCUCCGUACUCCCAUUGGGAGGCUUCGCAGGCGGCAGCUUUCUCAAGUCUUCGAGCAGUCGUUAGCUGCUUGAGCUUCUUUUAGGUUCUUCAUUUCGUAGCAAAAACUUCCGGCCAAACUGCUGCCCUGCAAAUUUCCUUUUAAACGAAGAAUUACGACUAGAAGUAAGUCCUCGCCGCUCGCAAUCAGCACCUUUGCAGUCUAGGGAGAUCGUUUCAGCCCUACCUACAGUGUUGCCAGAAAAGUGCGCAAUAUGCUUCUUUUUACUUUCUAGAAACUACAUACUUGGAUCCUGUGAUUUUGAUUACCAAGUAGCGUCGUUUGUGUUUGCUACAUUGUGACUCGUGGAACCUCUGUUUCCACCAGAAUACGUUGUCCAUAGUGAGACCCCUGCGUGGCAUUCCACUUCUUAAUUUUCGACCACAUUGAGUGUGACAGUUCGACCGUCGUCACCAACGAUGCCCACUGUGUGCUCCACAACAGGGCGAGAGCAGGUUGACGAACUGUGUCGAGCCAGGUUUUGAGUUGAUCCCCUCUUCGACGCCGCCAGUGGGAUAACGGUGCUGGGUCGAGGGCAGUAACACUGACCCCCUGAGGUGGACGACGAAGAACAUGCCCAAACCACCUUAGUCGUCUUUCUUGGAUGGCUUGGGUUACCCUUGCUAUGUUGUCGCAGCGGGUGCGGAGUGUCUCAUUAGAGACGAAGUCGGUGUACUUCACUCGAAAAAUGGUCCUCAAACAGUGGUGGUCAAAUACCUCCAGUUUCCGCUCGCUCUCCACGCGCUCAGCCCAGCACUCACAACCAUAAAGAAGGAUAGGCCGGACAGAUGCACAGUACAUGCCAACAAGGCAGACGGCCUUGGUUGCUGGUAGUUAUGGCGGAGUUCAAGAAUGCGCCGCAGUGUGAAUACCGGGUCCGCACAUCCACGUCCAGCACGAAAUCCGGCUUGGUUGGGCCCCGUCCUAGAGUCACGCAUAGCCUGGAAUCGCCUGCAUAGAAGAUCUUCGCAGCAACGUUGAUGAGGCUUAUGCCGCGGUAGUUCUCGAAUCUUGUCUUCUAGGUACUAGGAUGCCUGAGCCCCAGUCAUCAGAAACGACCUCGUCUCCCCGCACCUGUUCAAUUACCUCAUGGAGCCAAGGCGCCAGAGUGUUGGCACAAGACUUGUAGAUUCCAGCGGGUAUACCGUCCUCUCCGGGUGCUUCGUUGUUGCGUAACUUUCGUAUGGCAUCGACGACCUCCAGAAGGGGAGUCGCAUGGUACUGCAUAGGUUGGAGAGGGAAGAAACUCCGCUGCAGAGGACAGGAACGGCGUAGUGAGUUGGGUAUCGACAUUGAGACGGUGCUCGAAGUGCUAACGCCAACGCUCGACUUUGACCGGUUUGUCAGCAAUAAAGCUGCCAUUCACAUCGCGAACUGAGUCACUCGGUGUUUAGGGCUUACCACUAAGUUGGCGGAUAAGUUGAUAGAGUUCUUGAGUGUCACCCACGUUUGAGGCCUGUUUCAUGGAGGUCGCAAUUUUAGCCCACUACUGCUUCCGGUCAUUCCUGGCGGACUUUGCCGUCAUCUCUCGAAGGUGGCAGGAGGAAUCAUCAUUUUGGACCUGGCCCGAGUCGUCUGAGCAGACAACUGCAGGGUUCUUCCGCUGAUCCAGUCAUUGCGGCGUCGUUGGGUAUAUCCAAGGAUUUUCUCAGCUGCCCCAUAGACUGACGUUUUCAGUGACGAUCAUUGGUUACUGCGUUCUCCGUCGGCUCGGGCCGUAAAACAGGACCGAAUUUCUCUGCUCAGGACCUCGACAGUGCUGGUCCGCUAGACUUUUGCGACAUCGAGGCGUCUAGGACAUAGCAUUUUUGGCGUGGAUGGGGUGAACUUUCAAUUGUGUGCGAAUAAGGAGAUGGCCUAACGCAUGGGCGUUACCAAUCGCAGCACUACGCAUCGAUCUGCUAUCGUGAACGCAGCUUCGAAACCUUGAGCUGACUAGUAUGUUGUCAGUCUGACUGGCCGUAUGAACGUCGUUUGAAUACCAGGUCAGCAGAUGUUUGCUGCGAUGCUGGAAACACGUGUUGGUGACAAUCAGUCGGUGCAGACCAGCGAAGUUCAUCAAUCUUUCGCCAUUUUCACAUUGGGAGCCAAGCAUAAAGCGGCCAAGAAGAUGACUGUUUGUAGUCGCCAGGUCCAGUCCGACCAUUCCAAUCCCCUUCGACGAUCAGCAGAUCACGGCGACGGAGUCGUUGAACUACCGCUUGCAACGGCGAGUAAAACGCCUCUUUAUCGCGCUGUUUAGCAGCUGAAGUUGGUGCGUUCACAGAGACGGUGGAGAUGUUCGUGAAGUGACCUUUCAGUCGCACGUAGGCCAUCCGGUCAUUGACUGGUGUCCAAACAAGUAACGCGAGGCCCGCUUAUUUGCGAGAGGGCAAUCGCUACACCGUGUCUACCAGAAGAGUCACGCGGGCCGAUGUGGUACAGGGUGAAAUGUGAUUCGGCUCCAGGGAUCUUUAUUUUUCGAGAGCCUGUGUCAGGAAGUCGAACUUCGGACAGACAGCAGACAUCCACGUUGUACUGAUUAAGGCUGCGCGCGGUCAGAUUUUGGGUACCGGGGUCCAGGAACGUUCACAUAUUCCAGCAUCAAAUACGAAGAGUCCGUCCCCGAUUGAGUAGUUCAGCUCGCAUACUAUUCGCCCGCAUUACUGACCACGGUUGUGGAGCGUGUCGGUUCUUGCGGACGCCGUAGCAUAGGUCGUAAUACUGUAGUCGGACAUAUUUCAUGAGGUUUCUUGGGAAUUUCGAAUACGGGCGGGUCCCCAACAGCCGCUCGGAUUGUUUGUUCGAGGUUGUCUCCUCUAGCACUUUGGCUUAAAAGCCUAACCACAAGGCAGCGGUGGCAAGUAAACUUAUUUAAUGGCGGUUCACGGUCGCCAUGUCACAGUGCUGUCAUCGGGCUUUACGGUUUUUUAUGAGGCUUUCAACGUGCCAAACCUCAGCCGGCCGCACUCUGGUAGCACUGUCGCUGCUAGUCCGCGACUGCAUUUUCGUCAGACCUGGGCCUGCUGAUUUCGUAGCUAACCGCUGAAGGCCGUUCCACUAUCCGCCACCUGUGGACACGGCGGGUAGCCAGCAGGUGGGCUAACGGGCAACCUGUCUUCACAGCAGGGGUGGUGACUUGCGCGUGAAUUAGUUUAUAGUGGGAGUAAACCUGCGUACCAUCUACCGCACUCUUUUUUCAUCGCCCACCUGGACCUGGUGUCAUGACAGCCAAGAAAACAGGGACGAGGGAGGACGCAGGUGAAUGGCAUGACGUAAAAUCGCAUCUAGGCGUACCACCACACCCCCCUGGUCCACAAUAAACACAGAACAGGAUCUUAUAUUACUACGAAAUUAGGAGGACAGCACAGAUCCCAGUUGGUGCGGCGUGAGCCGGCAACUGGGCCAGCCGCCAUACCCCAAAUGUUGGUAUUUGUUAUGAGUGCACAUUCCUGAUAACGCUUGCGGGAGUCCCACCUAGCCCCUGCGUUAGUCCAGCACUUCUACCGCGUGGCCUGUUUUUGGAGCAAUUUAUUGGGUAUAAAUAAUUGCUCUCAAGGUCACAUUGUCAUUUAUUUCCUGCAAAGCCGUCGAAAUGAAAGAAUAUACCGUCCUUACUUCCGAAAAUAAAUUCCACAGGACAAGCAACACCAAGCCUAUUCCUCUUGUCUGAUACGCUGAUUGCAAUGUGUGUCGAAAGGUUUCCUAACAACCUCAUUUAUUCGACGACAUCAAUAGCUGAUUUAUUUCAGGGGAGACCCAUGUGCGAUGGUUGAUUUCUUGAUUACUUUGGAUGACGCGACCCUUUCAACGCUAAGAAAUGUGCUAAAGUCGGUACAGAUGGGCAAACAUUAGAAAUCAUAUUUAUCUUGGCAAUUCAGAAGGGGCUUGGAGGAACGCUGCCGAGCACUUCACCGAGUCGAACUUAUGGGAAUCUUUGUGAAGCACACUUAGAUUUUAGAAAUCAAAGUUGGUCUUCCACGGGGAUGUCGGCCUCAGUUUUCGUUACGUCUCUUUGAGGCCUUACUAACUAGUGUAUUUCAAUGAUUCCCAUCCAUGUUUUUUUGCGUUUAUAGGCGUUAGUUGACUUCGCCAUACGUUGGCUGUUAACGGCUGCGAUUGCAGCUCUACUUUCCGUUUAACACGAAGUGACUUCCUUGAACCCGCCUGCUGAUUACUUUAGAAGGCAUCAUUGACCUUGAAAAAUGCAUUACAAGGGGCGACUUCGUGCACUGAACUUCGUUACUCUCCAACUUUCACUACCCUUCCGACAAUAAAGCCCAGUUCUUAUCCCUCCUUCCAGACUGCCGAGUACUUGAUGAGUAACGUCCAGGCCGUGCAGAUGUUGUCCCGUCGGCUGCACCUACUGAAGGCCUAUGUUGCAAGCGUGAUUAAAGGUGAACUGCCGCCGAACUGGCCCCGGCUCCGUGAAAUCUCCGCCCUCCUUCGGCGCUUGCCCCUGGUCCUCAGCAGCCUGCAGCAGCAGCAGCAGCAUCAGCCAGACGCACUGUCACCGAACGAGUCGGUAGGUGCGGGCAGCUCUACGGACAAGUUCUUGUGUCAAGCCAACGACGUCUGCCUAACUGCCCUUCUGGGCAGCCUGACUCAGUCCAUGCAAACGCUCUACACCUGGCUUUCCCAGUCGACCCAAGCCGCUUCGCGACGCUCGGAUGGCGGUCCCUACGCAUCUUCUAGGGGUCUGAGUGCUGAUCGCAUGAAUAUGGGAUGCGCCGCCGGUGGUGCCGGUGAACUGGUUUAUAUUCUCGCGGCGGGCGAGGACAAUGUUUGA